GCGACCUAGCUCCGCAGAGACUGCGGUGGUAAAGCACAGAAGCUGCUCCUGGGCAGCUGCUGACAGUGUGCUGAAUGCUGUUACUGCGGGUCGUUGGUCCGGCUUUCAGUGCCCUGCGGACAACUUGGACAUUUCCGUAUCUUCUCAGUUUGUGGAGAGUGAGGGGCAGCAAGGCAGCGCCAUGUAGAUGACGGCGGCACUGAGAUGUGUCAGUGGGGACCACGCCUUGCUCUCACUGGCGGCCAUGUUGCAUUCUCAUUGCUGAAGAUUGCACCGCUUCAUUAUCAACAGCAAAGAAAUUUGAGAAGGACAAUUUGUUUGGGAGCUUUUCUCACGUGACCUUUAGAGGUCCGCAUUUAAGCCCAGAGUAUUGUGCUAUUUACCAGGACAGACAAAAUGCCGAAGCCGAUCAAUGUACGUGUUACUACCAUGGACGCAGAGCUAGAGUUUGCCAUUCAACCAAGUACAACUGGCAAGCAACUCUUUGAUCAGGUUGUAAAAACUGUUGGCCUCCGAGAGGUGUGGUUCUUUGGCCUGCAGUAUAUCGACAGCAAAGGAUAUACCACGUGGCUGAAGCUAAACAAAAAGGUUACUCAGCAGGAUGUACGAAAAGAGAGUCCUCUACAAUUUAAGUUUAGGGCCAAGUUCUUUCCAGAAGAUGUGUCUGAGGAGUUGAUUCAGGAGAUAACGCAACGCUUAUUCUUCUUGCAAGUGAAAGAGGGUAUUCUUAAUGAUGAAAUCUACUGUCCACCAGAAACUGCAGUCCUACUUGCUUCUUAUGCUGUGCAGGCUAAAUAUGGCGAUUUCAACAAAGAGGUUCACAAAUCUGGCUAUCUAGCUAGUGAUCGGCUUCUUCCCCAGCGUGUCUUGGAGCAGCAUAAGUUGACGAAAGAGCAGUGGGAAGAAAGAAUACAGACUUGGCAUGAAGAACACAGAGGAAUGCUGAGGGAAGAUUCAAUGAUGGAAUACCUGAAGAUUGCUCAAGAUCUUGAAAUGUAUGGUGUCAAUUACUUUGAAAUAAAGAACAAAAAGGGAACAGAGUUAUGGCUGGGUGUUGAUGCUCUUGGACUUAAUAUCUAUGAACAUGAUGAUAAAUUAACACCAAAAAUUGGGUUCCCUUGGAGUGAAAUAAGAAAUAUCUCUUUUAAUGACAAAAAGUUUGUCAUUAAACCAAUUGAUAAGAAAGCUCCAGAUUUUGUAUUUUAUGCCCCACGCCUGCGAAUCAAUAAAAGAAUUCUAGCACUCUGUAUGGGAAAUCAUGAACUCUAUAUGCGAAGAAGAAAACCUGACACUAUUGAAGUACAGCAAAUGAAGGCACAGGCCCGAGAAGAAAAACAUCAGAAACAAUUGGAAAGGGCACAGCUUGAAAAUGAAAAGAAGAAGCGAGCGAUGGCAGAAAAGGAAAAAGAGAGGAUAGAACAAGAGAAGGAGGAGCUAAUGGAACGACUUAAACAAAUUGAAGAACAAACUGCCAAGGCUCAGAAAGAGUUAGAAGAUCAAACACGUAGAGCUUUAGAACUUGAGCAGGAAAGGAGAAGAGCUAAAGAAGAUGCUGAGAGACUAGAAAAAGAACGUCGCAUUGCAGAAGAAGCAAAAGCUGCCUUGGCCAGACAGGCUGAAGAUCAGAUGAAGAAUCAAGAACAUCUGGCUGCUGAACUUGCUGAAUUUACAGCCAAAAUUGCACUUCUGGAGGAUGCCAAGAGGAAGAAGGAAGCAGAGGCUACUGAAUGGCAGCAGAAAGCUGUAACAGCUCAGGAGGACUUAGAAAAAACUAAGGAGGAAUUGAAAAUUGUGAUGACGGCUCCACCACUGCCACCACCACCAGUUAUUCCACAAGCUGAGAAUGAGCAUGAUGAUGAGCAAGAUGAGAACAAUGCUGAAGCCAGUGCUGAACUGCUAUCUGAAGGAAUAGCAAACCAUCGCAGUGAGGAGGAACGCAUUACUGAAACACAAAAGAAUGAGCGUGUAAAGAAACAACUGCAGGCACUCAGUUCUGAAUUGGCCCAUGCCCGUGAUGAGACGAAGAAAACUGUAAAUGAUGUCAUCCAUGCUGAAAAUGUUAAGGCAGGCCGUGACAAAUAUAAAACCCUCCGACAGAUACGGCAAGGCAACACAAAACAGCGAAUUGAUGAGUUUGAAGCUAUGUGAAAAGUGCAGUUACUUUAUAUUAUGUUCUUUAAACAGCUGAACCAACAGCAGAGGAACAAACAGCACUGUACUGCUGAUAAGAGUAGUGUUUCAUCUUGCCAAAGUAUUGUAUCAGCUAUACCUGAGUUAGAUGUAAAUUUGUAAGGCAGUUGGUAAAUGCCCUUUAAGCAUUUAAUAGAACAAUUAAUAGGACUUGGUUGGAACUAGUCAGGAAAUACUGAUUUAUUUUUCCCCCAAUAAUAGACAUGUUUAAUUUCAGUGAAAUGCAUGUCUGAAGUCUGCCUUGGUUUCUGUAGCUUGCCAUUAGAGGUGUAUAAAAUUUAAUAUGGAACAGUUGGUACGUCUGAGGGCUUGAGCAAACUGCCUUAAGAUGAUGGGAGGGCUGUAAAAUUUAUCUAAAUUUCAGUAACUGAGAUUUGACAUUAACUGAAUAUUGUGUUGUAUUAGAUUGAGCAUCUUUCUGAAGGUUGGUGUUUCGUGUCCUGUCAUCAUAGAUGGUUUUCUUUGCCUACCUGUUCACAAAGACUUGCUCAACAGAUAGUCGUCCUGUUGGAAGCUCGGACCAGCUAUUUGCUCAAGGCACAGCAAGCAAUGCGUUGGCAUAAGAUUUCUGUGUCUGUAUUGACCAAACUGAAAUGCAACAUAUUAGCGAACAAAUUUUCAUGUCGGGCCUUUCUGGCAGGGGAGCAUAUGAAAACAUCAGUCCCAAGGAGGGGACAGUAUACUACCUCAAUAUUAUACACAUGAUGAAUGGCCAGUUAAACACCCUCUUUAAAUUUUCUGCAAGAUAUUGUAAUUUUUAAUCUUGCACUUUGCUUCUUUGUCACGCUCCUUUCCCUAAAACUGAAUUAAUGUUGCAAUACUUGUAUGUGUUGAUCAGACUACUCAAUGUUUUACAUGCAAAAUGGCACAGGAGGCUUUUGUAUUCCAUGUAAUAUUUCUGCUGGUACCCAGGUGGUGGGCGUUUCGCUCUGCUUGCAGGAGAAUGGGUAAAUGUAUGUGCACAUUUCAGGUGAAUGAUGCUUCGAGGUAAUAAGUUCACUUGUACUUGAUGCAAGUUUAAGCGGCAAAUUACAGUAGGAAGAACACUGCAUGUUGUUUGACAAUUGGCUGUCUGUUAAACUUGCCACAUUUCUUGAACUAAACCAAGCAUUUGAUCAGUAGUCAUUUACUGUAAUUUAGAUUUGGUGCUCUUGCUUCCUCUGUACUUGGUUCAGCUAAAUUUCCAUUGGUAUUAUGCACUCAUAAAUCAGCAUUUAUUAUCUGUAAUGGUUUAUUGCAAUGCCAUUUAUAGUUGAGCAUUUAACAUGCAUCGUAGGCUAAAGAUAAUGGGCAAUUCUAUUGCGCUUUUGUGGCUGUUAUUGCAGAUUAAGUUUUGACUUAUGUCAUGAAUAAACAUCUAGUUUCUGGUAAUUGCAGGUGAUAUUUCUGUUUUUAUUGUAUGCUGAGGGACAACUGGCGAUUCUUGAAGACUGGUUCCGAAUGUUGUGUACAUCAAACAUUAAGUAUUUCUAAUUGCAGUGGAAGAGCACACUGUUUUGGUGCAUCAAGAACAUUCGCUGAGGCAUGUCAAUAUUUUAUCAUGUUCAUGCACUUUGCAAGUUGAAAUACUAUCCUUCCAAUGGACAUUUUUCCUGAAAUGUGUACACUGAUGUUGCAUCUGUGUAUUGGUAUCAGUGUUGGAUAAUACAACUACUUGUAUUUGCAAUUCAAUGGCUAUGUGAGUUAGUUUGAGAAUGUUCAACUAUUAAGCUGUAUGGCUAAUAAUGCAACCAUUAGCAGUAUACAACAUUAAUAUAAAAUGCAUUAGUUUGUUUCUUCCAAAAUUAACUUUACAAAUGCUUUACCCUGGCCCCACAUACUGUGUUCAACAAUGAGCGUAACUAUUUUGAACAACAAUGAUUGGUUCACUAUUUUUCAAAAAAAGUAAAAGCAGUUCUAGUGCACACAUUCGGUAAAUUUAUGCUUUCUUGUUCAAGGAUUAUUUAAGUGGCAAGGUGAUAGCGAACUUGAGUGAUUUGUAAGCUAUUAACCUAUUGAGGUAUGAAGCAAUGCUUGUCUACUGGGAACUCGACUCUGGUAUUGUGUAGCAUUCUGAAAUACAUGACUUCUUUUAUUUUUAGCAGAGAACAUAGAUGUUCCAAUCCCACCUAAACAUAGUGCAGUAAUACAAUUUUUAAAAAUUGUGGAAACCUGCUAACAUCUUCAUUAUGAUCCAACCUGUUCUCAGGAUUAACUUUUUUGGCUAUUCUGUUUGAAAAUGCUGGUUCACCACCUGAAACUAUCUGGGAAUGUACCUUCUCAAUAUUUCUAUUCCAGUGCAUGGAGUCUAAAUGGAAUAUAUCUCCGCUUAACAUGCAUAUUUAAGCUGUUCUGGGAUAAAUUGUGGAUCUGCAUUCAUAGGUUUAUGUGAAAUACUUGGGCUUCCUAGCAAAACAAUUGCAUUGUGUAGCUUCUAGUUUUCAUUUGCAGCAGAAAUCCUUUUUGUUGUAAAGAUUUGAACAGUACUUGGUAUUGUGAUCACUUUUUCAUUACUAAUAGGAGAACCAUCCUAAUAAAAAUCAAAGUUGAAAUCAUAUGAAACCAGACUGUGUAAGAUAGUGAAAAUGUUCUCCUCUUCAUUCUUCAGAUUUGUUUUAACAUAUCCAGCUUCUGAAUUUGGUUUGGAUUUGCUAUCUUGACUUGGGAGCCCCUCCACUUAAAUUAACCAAUUCUGACCUCUGCUGGAGAAUAGGAAGAAGUGAAGUAAGAAUGUAAUUUUAUGGUUGAUUUAAUAAACAAGUAUUUGAGAA
Molecule: messenger RNA, 4940 nt
Organism: Stegostoma tigrinum
Lineage: Eukaryota; Metazoa; Chordata; Chondrichthyes; Orectolobiformes; Stegostomatidae
Product: radixin
Exons: 14
Coding region: 397-2148 (583 amino acids)
Biological process (GO): positive regulation of protein localization to early endosome; regulation of cell shape; regulation of organelle assembly
Cellular component (GO): microvillus; plasma membrane; apical part of cell
Molecular function (GO): cell adhesion molecule binding; actin binding
Source: RefSeq, a predicted model, not a curated record